This is a messenger RNA of Exaiptasia diaphana, 2980 nucleotides long. Its product is annotated as extracellular calcium-sensing receptor. The record is from RefSeq and is a predicted model, not a curated record. The coding region runs from base 111 to 2720 and encodes 869 amino acids. Gene Ontology annotation, cellular component: membrane. Gene Ontology annotation, biological process: G protein-coupled glutamate receptor signaling pathway; regulation of synaptic transmission, glutamatergic. Gene Ontology annotation, molecular function: adenylate cyclase inhibiting G protein-coupled glutamate receptor activity. The transcript has 2 exons. Lineage: Eukaryota; Metazoa; Cnidaria; Anthozoa; Actiniaria; Aiptasiidae.
UGGGUUGUUAAUCGUCCUACACGGCGAUUGGAUGGUAAAUUGCGAGAAAUUGAUGAAAAAGCAGUUGGCUAUCUCAAGAGGGACUACUUGGUAUUAAACUCGUGGCUACAAUGAAGCUCUGGAUUAUAUACCAUCUAAUACUGCUUAUUGUUGUUAAUGCUCAAAAGAGGCUCUACAAACCUGGGAAUAUCACAAUUGGAGUGCUACUACCACUUCACUUGCACGCUUCUAUAGAUACUUGUGGGGAAUUCUACUCUUUUGGACUCGGUUACAUCGAAGCAAUCUCGUAUGCCAUCUCUCAGAUAAACAACGACUCUAAGCUGCUGAAUGGAGUGACGUUAGGCGUUGAUGUUUGGGAUUACUGCGACUCGCCUGUCUUGGCCGUCUCGGGAGCACACAGCAUUGGAACAAACAACUUUCUAAAUGAUCUUCUGAGCGCGCAGCAGAGCAAGUCAAGCGCUUUUUCGCUGGAGACACAAGUGAGUUUAAUAGCGAAUAUCACAUCUCCAAUAGCGGCAGUCAUUGGAACUGAAGACUCUAGCAGCACAAGCUUGGUAUCUAGUCUUCUUCAGGUUGUUGGAAUUACAACCGUUAGCCCGUUUGCGACCAGCGAAGAACUAAGCUCACCUUACUACAGUACAUUCUUCCGCACCAUUCCCCCUGAUGGUCAGCAGGCUAAAGCCAUGGUCGACCUAAUCGAGCAAUUCCGGUGGCAAUACGUGGCCGCUGUUGCUGUUGACCACUCAUAUGGCCGCUAUGGGGUACGUGCCUUGGAACGAGAGUCUUACGACCGGAAGUCGUUCUGCAUUGCCAUGGUGGAAUACUUCACGCGCUCAGGGUAUAAAGGUCAACUUAAAACUAUCGUUGAAAAGCUAAAACGUGAGUCCAACAUCCAAGUCAUUGUUCUCUGGAGUAAUUAUGAGCCAGCGAGACGAUUUCUMGAGGAGGCUUCCGCUCAGCGGUUGUUUGGUCGCACGUUUCUGGUGAGUGAAGCGGUUGCUACAAUCGGUAAAGAUGUGCUUGAGAGGCACGCAGCGGUGCUUGGGAAUUCUUUAGGGAUUUURCCWCACCAAUACGAAGACAAAGGAUUCAUAAAUCAUCUCAUGAAGGUGUCUCCUGCCAUGACAAAGGACAAUCCGUGKUGGAAGGAAUUCUGGGAGUCCGAAUUUAAUUGCACUACCGCUGACCAUCAUAAUCGGCUCAAGUCAUGUGACUCAAACCUGAAGCUUGGACAGCGGUACGAAAAGCUUUACAACUCCUUUAUUCCAUAUUUGUCUGAUGCGGUGUAUGCAGUCGCRCAUGCGCUGAACUUGAUGAUUAAGUGCAAAGUACACGAUCCCACACGUGAGAACUGUUUAGAGUUGUUAAAGCCACGUGACUUGGCCGCAUAUAUGAAAAACGURUCUUUCCGAGGUCUGACGGGUAAAGUGGUSUUCAAUGACGAGGGGAACCCUGUKGAYUCGUUCUACGACAUCGUCAACUUCAAGUAUCUUAACAACAAGUAUAAUAUCGUUCCCGUUGGAUUCUGGGAAGGRAGYGGGAACUUUAAGAAUCUUACCAUAAAUCAGUCCUCGAUUCGGUGGAACACCAAAGACAAYAUCGUMCCYGAGUCCGCGUGCAGUAAAACYUGUCCAGCGGGUUUCAAACAAACUGAUACUGUYGCUUGUUGUUGGGAGUGCCUCARAUGUCCAGACGGCUUCGUYAGCACACUUCCRGGUUCACGYAACUGUACGAAAUGCCACGAAGAACAGAAGUCGAAUGGCAAAAACACUAAAUGCGUUAGUCUUCCUAUUAUUAACAUCAAAUGGGACGAGCCUAUGGCUGCUAUAUCGGUUACGUUAAGCGCUCUAGGUAUCGUUGGGACAUUCUUUGCAAUGGGAGUGUUCUUCUUGAACAGAGACACCCCCAUUGUGAAGGCUUCUAAUCGUGAACUUAGUCUUGUGUUGCUUGUGCUUGUACUUAUGUGUUUCUUGUUGACGUUUCUUCAUAUWAGUCUUCCAAACGAUGCCYUAUGCCUGGUGAUUCAACCAUGGAGAUACAUCACGUGYACUUACAUAGUCUCUAUUCUCUACCUCAAGACGAACAGGCUMGUCAGCGCMUUUCAAACUACCAUGGUCCCUUCGUGGUUCAAGAAGUUCGUCCUCCAUCGCAACAGACAGCACGCUGUGGCUUUUCUGUUGAACAUMAUACAGAUUAUCUUUACGAUAAUAUGGCUCAUCYUGGACCCACCAUACAUGUACAAAGAUAUCAAGCCCCAMAAGCAMRUCUUUCUGACAUGCCGGCUUGGUAAAACGCCCGUGGGCCACGCCCUACAAGCUUCGAUGUUCACCUACCUAAUCUUCCUAUCCGGUCUUUGCUCKUUGUAUGCGUUCAAAGCCCGUAGACUCCCGGAGAACUUCAACGAAGCAAAGUUYAUUGGUUUUGCGAUUUAUAUUCUGUUGUUAUCGUGGGUUGUGUAUUACCCGGUGGAUUCCACGCUUGAGGGGUCGUAUAUUACRUUUGUUGCUUGYGUYACUGCGUUGUUAACUGCGUAYGGGCUUYUAGGMUGUCUUUUUCUGCCUAAAGUCUACGUUAUGCUUGCGUAUCCGGAGAAAAACACUGUAGAUUUUGUCAAGGCAGAGGUUGGGAAUUUUUCUAAAAGUUUUCGUAACGCCUCUGAGUCGAUAAAUGUCGCCAGGGCCAACAGGAUAAGUCCRACAGAAGUGGGGACGUCUUCUUGAGCGGCUACCUAUCGGGCAUUAACCUACCGAGGAAGUUCCCAAAACACUGAUUUCCUCAUCCUAUGGAUUGUAAAAGUCUACUAUUCUACUACCGGGGAAAUGUCUCCCGGGUACUAACCGGUGGAAAGACUCUUGUCACCGCGGAGAAGCGAAACGAUUUUUAAAACGCAUGGAGUUUAAAAGUACAGAAUAUAUCGUAUAUAAGAUAUUCUAACGGAUACUGAUGGACUCUCGGAUACUCCGGAUACUACCCGAUACUC